Molecule: messenger RNA, 894 nt
Organism: Torulaspora delbrueckii
Lineage: Eukaryota; Fungi; Ascomycota; Saccharomycetes; Saccharomycetales; Saccharomycetaceae
Product: glucose-6-phosphate 1-epimerase
Exons: 1
Coding region: 1-894 (297 amino acids)
Biological process (GO): carbohydrate metabolic process
Molecular function (GO): isomerase activity; carbohydrate binding
Source: RefSeq, a predicted model, not a curated record
AUGUCAGUUACAACAGAUGGAAGCAAGGUGGUAUUAACCCACCCAGACGACAAGACCAGCUGUGUGACUAUUUUGAACUAUGGUGCAACUGUGACUAGCUGGAAAUUAAAGGGACAAGAACAGCUAUGGUUAUCAGAGGCAGCAAAAUUGGAUGGUUCCAAGCCUGUUAGAGGUGGUAUCCCGCUUGUCUUCCCGAUCUUUGGUAAGAGUAAGACAGAUGAUGCAUUGGGUAAAUUACCUCAACAUGGUCUGGCUAGAAACUCUACCUGGGAAUUUUUGGGCCAGACAAAGAGCAACCCACCUACUGUGCAAUUUGCAUUGAGCCCUGAAAUUGCUAAUCAAGAGUUAACCAAACUAUGGCCAUCCGAUUUCUCUCUAGUUUUGACCAUCGAGUUAGGUCUUGAUUUCUUAAAGACAGCUAUCGAGGUGAACAACCCAUCCAAGACCGAAGAAUUGAAAUUCAACUGGCUGUUUCACACUUAUUUGAAGAUCGAGGAUAUCGAGGAUACUUUUGUCUCCAAUUUAGUUGGUAUGAAGCUAUAUGAUCAAUUGCUACAAGAGACGUAUGUCGAUAAACACCCUGUUGUCACGUUCCAUGAAGAGAAGGAUCUCGUUUACAAAAACAUCGCCGAUGAGCGUGUGAUCCAAGUGGUUCGUAGAGGUGAACCUGUUCACACUCUCAAGCGACACAACUUGCCAGAUGCCGUCGUCUGGAACCCAUGGAUUAACAAAUCCAAAUCGAUGGCAGAUUUUGAACCAAAAACCGGCUACGAGAAAAUGCUUUGUGUGGAACCAGGCCAUGUUCAUGAUCUUAUCACUCUGGCCCCAGGCGAAUCAUGGGAUGCUUACCAAUUACUGUACAGAGAUGAGUUGAAAUAUCAAGCGAUCGAAUAA